Gopherus evgoodei (Goodes thornscrub tortoise) is the source of this 5568-nucleotide messenger RNA. It is a transcript of the gene ARMC8, whose product is annotated as armadillo repeat containing 8. The transcript is spliced from 23 exons. Gene Ontology annotation, biological process: proteasome-mediated ubiquitin-dependent protein catabolic process. The coding region runs from base 183 to 2264 and encodes 693 amino acids. Gene Ontology annotation, cellular component: GID complex. The record is from RefSeq and is a predicted model, not a curated record. NCBI's taxonomy places the organism in Eukaryota, Metazoa, Chordata, Testudines, Testudinidae. Gene Ontology annotation, molecular function: protein binding.
UUGGGCCACCUACAGCGAGUUUGGGGUUGGCGCUAGCCGAUUCGUUAGAGCAACUCCUGUGGCCCAGCCGGGCGCUAGUACCGCCCCCUCCCCCACCCAAGCCGAUGGGGCAGGCUCGGCGGCGGUAGCGCAGGCCGCCUCGCGCGCGGUUGGGUGCUGUCGUUGCCGCGCGCGCCCCCAAGAUGGCGUGUGUGCUAGAGACGCCGCUCCGCAUGAGCGUCCUUUCGGAAGUAACUGCUAGCAGUCGCCAUUAUGUUGACAGAUUAUUUGAUCCUGAUCCCCAGAAAGUCCUUCAAGGUGUCAUAGAUAUGAAAAAUGCUGUAAUUGGAAACAACAAACAAAAAGCGAACUUGAUUGUUUUGGGAGCAGUUCCAAGGUUGCUGUAUUUACUUCAGCAAGAAACCUCCAGCACGGAACUGAGAACUGAAUGUGCAGUAGUGCUAGGAAGCCUUGCGAUGGGUACAGAAAACAAUGUCAAAUCUCUACUAGACUGCCAUAUUAUCCCAGCCUUAUUGCAAGGAUUGCUAUCACCAGAACUGAAGUUUAUUGAAGCUUGCCUACGAUGUCUUCGUACCAUUUUUACCAGCCCAGUAACUCCAGAGGAACUAUUGUAUACAGAUGCUACAGUUAUCCCCCACCUCAUGGCACUGCUUAGUAGGUCUCGAUAUACACAAGAAUACAUAUGUCAGAUCUUCUCACAUUGCUGCAAACUUCGACACUGGCAUAGCUGCGGCUUUAAAUCGUCGCCUCAGCCACUUCUGUGUGCCAAUGGUCCAGAUCAUCAGACAAUCUUGUUUAACCAUGGAGCAGUUCAGAAUAUUGCUCACCUAUUAAGUUCCACGUCCUACAAAGUUCGAAUGCAAGCAUUGAAAUGCUUCUCAGUUCUAGCCUUUGAAAACCCCCAGGUAUCAAUGACUCUUGUAAAUGUUUUGGUUGAUGGAGAAUUAUUACCACAGAUUUUUGUGAAGAUGUUACAAAGGGACAAGCCUAUUGAAAUGCAGCUCACAUCAGCCAAAUGCCUUACUUACAUGUGCAGAGCAGGAGCAAUCCAGACAGAUGAUAACUGCAUUGUUUUAAAGGCACUGCCAAGUUUGGUUCGGAUGUGUAGUAAGGAAAGAUUGCUGGAAGAACGAGUAGAAGGAGCCGAAACACUUGCCUAUCUAAUUGAAACAGAUGUUGAGCUCCAGAGGAUCGCCAGUAUUACAGACCAUCUUAUUGCAAUGCUUUCUGACUACUUCAAGUAUCCCAGCUCAGUCAGUGCAAUCACUGAUAUCAAAAGGCUUGACCAUGAUUUAAAGCAUGCUCACGAACUGCGCCAGGCUGCGUUCAAGUUGUAUGCUUCACUUGGAGCAAAUGAUGAAGACAUCCGGAAGAAGAUCAUUGAGACUGAAAAUAUGAUGGACCGAAUUGUGAAUGGCUUGUCUGAGUCUAGUAUCAAGGUGCGGCUAUCUGCAGUCAGAUGUUUGCACAGUUUGUCCCGGUCUGUGCAGCAGCUACGGACGAGUUUCCAGGAUCAUGCCGUAUGGAAACCCUUAAUGAAGGUUUUACAGAAUGCUCCAGAUGAAGUCCUGGUGGUAGCAUCUUCCACACUAUGCAACCUACUCCUUGAAUUCUCCCCAAGCAAAGAGCCUAUUUUAGAAUCAGGAGCCAUAGAACUUCUAUGUAGUUUAACCCAGAGUGAAAAUCUUGCUUUGCGAGUGAAUGGCAUUUGGGCUUUAAUGAACAUGGCAUUUCAAGCAGAACAAAAGAUCAAAGCAGACAUCUUACAAGGUUUGAGUACAGAACAAUUAUUCCAGUUACUCUCUGAUUCAGAUGUAAACGUGCUAAUGAAAACUUUGGGACUGCUCAGAAAUCUUCUGUCUACUCGCCCACAUAUAGACCAGAUAAUGAGCACCCAUGGAAAGCAGAUCAUGCAAGCAGUGACUCUUAUUUUGGAAGGGGAGCACAAUAUCGAGGUCAAGGAGCAGACAUUAUGUAUACUUGCCAACAUAGCGGAUGGAACAACAGCAAAAGAACUCAUUAUGACCAAUGAUGACAUCUUGCAGAAAAUUAAGUAUUACAUGAGUCAUUCGAAUGCUAAACUUCAGCUUGCUGCCAUGUUUUGCAUAUCUAAUCUCAUAUGGAAUGAAGAAGAAGGUUCACAAGAACGCCAAGAUAAACUACGAGAUAUCGGAAUUGUAGAUAUUCUACACAAACUGAGUCAGUCAUCAGAUCCAAAUCUUUGUGACAAGGCGAAGACAGCACUCCAGCAGUAUCUUGCAUGAUCAAAGACUGAGUGAAUCUUUGGACACCCCUCGUGUGUUUAAGGACUAAAAGGAAAUAGCCUCAACUGAUUCCUUAUAUUUGCACAAGUCACCUUGGGCUGCAUUUCUCUCAGGUGCAGGGAGCUGCUUUGCAGAAACAGUUUAGGUGAUCAGGUCUUCAAUGCACUUGAACUUUCUUGAGGUAGUUCUUUACUCAGAGGACUAUUGUGGGGGGGGGUCAUUUUUGUGCUUUUUCCUGAGCUACCUGGACUCUAAUAGAACAAUCAAUCAUCAUUUUUUUUGGGCCUACAAUUUUCUGCUUUUGCUGCAGCCUGCCUGUGUGUUUGGGUGUGUGUGUGAGUGUGAUACCUCAGAAUUUUGUUUUCCUUUUUGUGUGAAAAUCUUUUUCUACACAUUUUCAAGGGUUAACCAUUGUUUGCUGUAUGAAUAAUUAAUUAUAUACAGUUUGAAUGAAAUGUUAUUUAAAAAAACACACUGUAUCCCAUAAAGUUUAUUUUGAAUUUUGAACAGAUGAAUGUUUUUAAGUAAAACAUAUGCAUUUCUGAACCUAAGCUUAACUUAUAUUCCUUUUUGAAGAGAAAAAUUGAGGAAUACAGUAGACUCAAAUAACAGCCAGCACAUUCUGUGCUAUGAAAAAAAUCGAAGAGAUAGCAUUUUACUGCCCCGCAAUCAACAGGUACUGAUGUCAUUUUCAGCUCAGCAGAAUGGGUCAAAAGGAUUGUUUGGGGUUUCUAAAUUUUUAGAAGACAAGGGUAGACUCUCACUCUCACCAAUUGUAUAAGUGUUGUAUUGAUCUUCUGCCAAAAAGAAAUAGGUGGAUGUAAUAUCAGCACUGGCUUGGGGGAAUGAGCUUAUUGCUAUGACAUCCAAGAUCUUGCUGAGAUUAUUGCUGAAAGAUUGGCUUGUCUCAGUGAUAAGGAACACCAGCUGACUGUGACACCAAGAUACGUCAAACAGGUAGCAGCACGUUGCAAGACUUGUACUUUCAAGAUACCAAGAGGGCCUGGCGAGUUACGGCUUAAGGGACUUGUUUGGUCAUACCUGUACCUCCAGAUUCAGUUCACUGCUAUAUAAAAUAUUUCUCCAUAAUAUUAGCUUAAUAGGUUAGAUUACAGGAGAAUGGGCACAUUAUUAGAAAAUUAUCUCCCAGUGACAUUGCUAUAGUAAUAGCAAUAUAUAUACAGACAUAUCCAGGAAUUCAUAUACAUGGAUAAUAGCCCAGAUUUUACUGCAUUUAAAGGAUCAGGUUAUCAAAACCUGGCCUCUGUCUGUGUGCCUACAAUUUGUGGGCACCUAAAAUUGUGGCUUUAGUUAUUUGUAGAAACAGCAUUUACCUUCCUCAUUGCAGUCAGAUACUUGGACUAUUAAAAAGCUGAAAUUAUGACUGACUAAAUUAUGAUGAAAUAUUGUGUCUGCAAGAAUUCAUAUCCACUCAAUUGUGGGCAGGGAAAGGGAAAACCAUUUAAGAUUAUGCUGAAAAUCGGACCCUACAUUAUUACUGAAUUCAGCUUCAGGAGUUAAACAUGUGUAGAAAGAAAUGAGUGCAGCAAGAAGCUCUCCCAGACGGCAAUUCAGAGUUACUACUUUCCUCUUGCAGUACAUUUACCACCUGCUUCCUGGUUUUCAGUUUAGGGAAUGGCGUUAAUAAAGUCAAAAUCCCCACACGCUAUGUCUACUUAGCACUAAAGGGCAAACUGAAGAAUUCAACUCUACCUUAAAAAUCUCCUUUUGCAGUUUGAGCUUCAGGUCGAAAGGACAGGACUGUAACUUGACUAACCAGUUUUCAAAAAUGUAAUCUCAAACCUUUAUCCUUUAUUUCUAAGCAGUGUCAGAUUAUAAUUGCCUUACUUUUCUGAGUGGUCCUAUUAAUUUAAUGGAAAAUAUUUGUGUGAGCGAAAGGUGAUCACAGUUUGGCCCAGAGUUUGAAUGUUAUGUAUUGUAGCACUGUUACCAUUUGGUUGCAAAGGAAAAUACAAUUUUGCAUAAGUUUAAUGUAAUUGUUUUCCCACUCUGAAAAUCAUAUAAAAGUGAGCACCUAACAUUUUUUCCAAUGUGGACAUGGCAAUAAGUGAGUGGCCAUUUCUUAUUAUUGCUAAAAGUCUUUGGUAAUGGAUCUACACAGAGAGGCAAGUAUGAAUAUGUGAGAACCUGAUAAAUAUCUAGUAUCUCAGAAAUGAAAGCCUUAUUUAAAAAGUAAAAUGAACCAUAGUUUUGGUAGCACUGAGAAAACACUUCCUUGGUUAAACUUUAUAUAUACAUGGGGGCUAAAUUUUGAAAAUAGCCUGAGCUUGAACUCUAAAUUUACACUCCUGAUAUUUUGUGCGCAUAUUUUCAUGUGCUCAAGCUUUUGCAUGUCCGUCUAUUCACAUCUGCAAAUCUGAGUUUGUGUUCAAAAAAUUGGAUGACUACAAUUGAAAAAAAAAAUUGUGCAAAUUUAGGUGUGCAUGUUUAGAGACUUUUUUUUUUAAAUGUGGCCCUAAAUGUACCAGAAAACUUAAAAAUGAUGCUCAGACAAUCUGGAUACUGCAUGGGGAAAAAGUCAACAUUUUCCAUAAUAGCAAGCUGAUAGGUCAAAUGUCCAAUGAAAUAACAUUUUUACAUUCAGUUAAGCUUUGUGAAUAAUUUUUGAUGUUGCUGUAGGUAUGUACAAAUAGAAAACAUAAAUACUGUAAAUAAAUAUAAAGUACUUUACCAGAAUACGUUGCUUCUACUGAACUUUAUGAAGAAAAUAUGUAUUUAAAAUCUUGACUCGAUGUUUUUUGCUCUACAAACUUUCAGAUUUUACUUGGAGAUUUAUACAACACAGAGAGGACAACAGAAAAUAAUCCUGUACAAAUUAGCCAAACCCUACUGGCUUUACUCAGGUAAGGCGUCCCAAUAAGACAAGGGAUUCCUUGCAAGAGUAAGACCAGCAAGAUUUGUUCCAUCAUAGUUUUUCUUCUGCCUUUAAUUCUGCAUCACUCUCUUUCUUCUGGGUCUCCCCCUUCACAGUCGUCCCUGAUUCCAGUCAUGUAUUUAUAUGAUGAUGAUUAAUUGAGUCAGGUGAGCAACUCAGUAAAUCAUAGAAAUUGUUUUGUUUGAUUUGUGGCCCUUUUCUGUUUUCCACAAAUAUUUUAUGUCCUAAUCUUUCAGCUCCAUCUACCUGGCUGGUCAUUGCACCUGUAUGAAGUGCCACUGAAGUUAGUGUGGCUGUGGUGGAACGGGUAUUGAGACACAUGGGUGGAGGUGUAGAAGUGGGGUCCUUGCAAACACAUGCACGAGCAGGAUUGUUCAUAAGUCACCAUGAAUUUUAAACAUAUAUUAG